CAAUCUUUCCUGCACAGCUUGCUCACUUCAGACAGCGAAAAACAAAAGGUGACAACACGCAGUCGCAGAAAAAGACGGCGAAGAGGAAGGGCUCGUCUGACCACAAUCAAGACAUUCCAAAGGAAGAAUGCAUGAUAGUGGCCCAGGAUUCUGAUGUUCUUACAGAACUUAAUAUAAGUAUAGAGAGUAAGACUGAAGAGACAGAGACAAGAUCUGAGAGUAAGGCUGAUGUUGACCUUUCUAACCCAGACUUGGUGGAUGAUCGUGCUUCUGAAAAAGAUGUUCUAUGUUCUAUUAAGGAAUACGAUCAGCUUGAUGUCCAGAUGUGUCGGACUAGAAUUGUGGAGCUGGAAAAAAGACUUCUGGACAAACAGGAAGCAGCUGAAAGACUCACUACAGAGGUGGAUGAUUUACUGGAACAACUUGCCCAGCAUAAUGGGGCUACACAUCUUCAGGAGCUGGAGACGGCUGUCCAGGAACGGAAUGAGAUAAUAGCUCAGCUGACAAGUAACCUUCAGCAGGCAAGGCAAAAUCGGGAUGACAUUCAGGAAGAGGCCUCACUCCUAGCUGAUCAGAUCCAUGGUUUACAGCUUCAGUUACAUGAGGCUAAUGAGCUUCUGAAAAGUAGAAUUCCUGGAAAAAGUGAAUUAUCUCAAGCCCAGGAGCAGAUGGCUGUGCUUCAGAACAGACUCAAGGAACAAAGUACUCAAUUGCAGAUAAUGCAUCAAAAAGCAUAUGACCUGGCAGUAAAACUGGAGUCUUCUCAAAAGAAUACCAAAGAUAAAGAGAGUCUGCUUGCACAGAAGGAAGAGAAUCUGAAUAAUGCAAUGCAACAGAUGUACAACAAUAUAGGAGAAAAAGAAGAAACAAUUAAAAGUCUUCAAGAUAUAGUGACAUCAGAAAGGUCUAAUUUAACUCUUCUACAACACACUCUUUCUCUCCGGGACACAGAGAUAAUGGAAUUAAAAAAUGAAAUUGCUUCAGCCAAGAUGAAAGAACAGGAAUAUAUUGAAGAAUUGAAAGCAAAUCACAAAAGGGAUGUUUGUAGACAGUUGCAAGAUUUGAGGACUGAUUUGGAAGAGUGUUACAGAAAAGAGAUGGUAAGAGUUAAGGAGGAUUGUGAAGAAGAGAUGAAUAAAAAAUAUAAGAAUGAACUUGAGCAGAUAAAAAGAGAACUCUCUGCUUUGAAUUCUGAUGAAGAUUUUCAGAAUUUAAAUGCAAUAAUUAUUGAUUUAAAUAAUAAACUGCAUGAGUCUGAAAUUCAUAGAGAAAACUUGUGCAAGCAACUUAAAAAUCAAAUGGAGGAUUUUCAGAGAGAGAGAGCUGAGAUUGAGAUGAGGUAUAAGGAUUUAGUAGAAGACCUCAAAUUACAGCUUACUAAUGCAGAAAAACAGGCUCAGGAAGCACAGGAAUCUAAACAAGAAAAGGAAUAUUUGAAUGAUGAGAUCCGAAAGCUCAACUCCUUCAUCCAAGAAUUAAGUGAAAAGCUACUCUGUGAGACAAAAAAUAACAAAGAUUUAAAGCAUAAGCACGAUGAAGAAAUAACUAUCUACAAUUUGAAGUUAAAAAAGUUAGAGCAGGAGGAAAAAUUGUUACAGGAGGUGUCAGCAUCACAGAAAGCAGAGCUUGAGAAGAUGCAGAAUAAAUUAUGCCAGCAUGAAGGUGAAAUACAGUUAGUUCGUGAAGAACUAGAGUUCCAACAUGGCUUGCGAGUGGACUCUUUCAAAGUUGAAUUAGAAGACAAAAAGAAAAAUCUAAAGAAGGUCAAAGCAGAGAAGGACCAUAAAAGUUAUGAAGCCAAUAACACGUCUGAAGAAAAUAUGAUAGAACUAGGAUCUUUCAUAGAAGAUGCAGACAUAUUAACUAAAUAUCUUGUCUCCACUGAGAGACAGGAGCAGUCAUACAUAUCCGACAACUCUGAACUUCUUGACACCGAAGAGGGUAGAUUUGUGCUAGAUAGCAACAUCAUUUUAGAAUCCAACAUGGACUCUACAGCAGAUAUGUUAAUGUUUAGCCCUGAUGAACAAAAGUGUCUUAGCAGUGUACUGCAAGGGACUUCUGAAGAAACUGAGCUGGAAACUGAGGCUUUUGCUUCAUAUUUGUCAGGUGACUCCUUGCUGCAAAAUGAAAUAAGUGACUGUAAGGAGGUGAAGGAUGGAGAGAGAGCUGGCUUGAUGGAGAGAUGUGUUAAGCUAUUUAAGGAGCUCAGUGAAAAAGAGUCAGCACUGAACAAAUCCUAUCAGGAGACCCAAGAAGCUCUUGAAAAAUGGGAAAAAGCAACAGCUGAACUUUCCAUUACACAUUUAGAACUGAAUAAGGAGCGAGAAGCACGGGUUCGUUGUGAAGAAGAACUUGAUCAAAAAGUAAAGAAGGAGAAAGAGCUUGAAAACAAAAUAAACUUCCUGGAAAAGCAGGGUGAAGACAGAGAUCUAACAGUUUGUAUUGAAGAAUUAGGGCUUGGAAUAAAGGCUUCAAAGUCACAUACUUGUCAGGAGAUGAUAAAGGACUUCAAGCAGGAAAGAGAAACAUUGAUGAUGCAAUUGAGGGCUCAGGAGCAAUUAGUAAAAGAAGUUCAAGAGCAGAAAACUGCCUCUGAUUCAGUAACAAGUGAAGUACAGUCCCUUUUUGGACGUCAACUAGCUGCUUUGCAAAGCCAAAGGGAUCAAAUGCAAGCCCAGCUUGAUGCCCAGAAGGCCAAAAACCAGACUAUGGCCGAACUUCUUGGUCAGAAAACCAUAUUAGAAGAGACAUUACUGAAAGAACAGGAGGCUCUCAAAGCUGAAAUCAAUAAUAAAGAACAAAGUUUAACACUCACACUUAAGGAGAAUAUAACCUUACAAGAAAGAUUGUUUGCUGUAGAGCAGAAUCUAAUAAAAGCAGAAAAAGCUCUGGAAAAGAAUCUUGAAAAAAAUAUACACGAUCUAAAUAUGAAAACGAAAAACUUUGAAAAAGCACUGGAGUGUGAAAGAGUGGAAUUUGAGGAGAAAUUGAAAUCCAGUAACUUGGAACUCCAGAAACUUAACGUUGAAAUACAGGCCAAAAAAAUGGAAUACAUUGAGAGAGAAAACAAACUGACUGAGGAAGUGGCUCAUUUGAAGAAGGUUCAGAUGGAACUGGAGAAUCACCUUCAGGAAACUGUGCAGAAAUCUGCACAAGCCAUACAGGAGGUACAGUCUGAGAUGAGGCGACAUUAUGAAGAGGAAAUUAGUAAAAUGGAAUCUCAGCAUCUUUCUGAAACAACAAAAAUGAAACUGGUACACCAGAAAGAGAUAGAAGAGCUAAAUGCAGAAAUAAAAGAGAAGGUGGAAAAACAGCAGAACUUGGAGGAGGAACGAAAAGAACAGAUUGGAUUAAUUAAAAAGGUUCAUGAACGAGAACAUGAUCGUGAAAUUGCUGAACUAAUUAUUAAACAUGAAGAUGAAAUGAAAGAACUACGUGCUGAACUAAUUAAGAAACAGCAGCAACUGUUGGAUGAACUUCAGCAACAAAUGGAAGGUACACAUAAAACAGAGAUGCAGCAUGUUCAGCUCCAGUCACAGACACUGCACAAUCUUGAGUUGGAAGGUUUACGACUAAGUCUAACUAAUAUGCACACAUCCCAGUUGGAGUUGAUGCAGUCUAACUUGAGAAAAGAGAAGGAAACUGCCCUUGUGGAGUUACGGGAGAUGCUCAAUGAUAAGCGUGCUCAGGAAGUAGCAAUCCUACAGAGCCGACAUCAGUUUGAGUUGGAACAUAUUAAAGAACAAAAUCUGAAAGAAAAAGAAGAAAUUGCACUGAAAUAUCAACAAGAACUAGAUGAGAGGAAGAAAAUAGAAUUGGAAAUGGAAAAGAAACGCAUCCAGACACUGGAGACUGUUAAAGGAGACUGUGCACUGAAGACCGAAACAUGUUUAAAAAACAUCCGUGAGGAGCUAUCUGAAAAACAUCAGACUGAAAUGGGUGAACUACAGAAAACUCUGAAAUUGGAACUAGAAAGAGUUAAAGAGGAGCUGAAGAGUCUCUCUCUUAAAAAAGAGCAGGCAGAAAUGAAAUGUAAAAACCUGGAGAAUGAACACCAGAUGGCAAUUCCAAAACUACGUGAACAGCUGCAGCUGGAACAUGACCAAUGUCUAGAAAACCUGAAAAGGAAAAGCAAGGAAAGAGAACAGGAUAUGCGGCAGGAGAUGGAGAAACUUCAGGCCACAUAUGAAGAAUUAAAAACUCGAUCACAAGAAGAAAUCAAACAGCUUUGGUCUCAGCUUGAUAGCACACGAGCAAGUCGACAGGAGCUAAGUGAAAAUGGUUUCUGUGGGGAAGCAAAGAGAAACUGCACCAGUGCUCCUCCUCAGUGUUUGCGCAGCUGGGGGAGAGAGUUAAAAGAACAGCUUCUGGCUCGCACAUCACAUGUGGAUGAAAUAGAACGUUUAAAGCAAGACUUUGAACAGCAGCGGCAGCAGAGAAGAAGUGAACAUGAAACUGAGUUGGAACAACUGAGAAUUUAUUUUGAAGAGAAACUAGGGGCAGCUGAAGAAAACUACAGAGAAGAAUUAACUCUGCUGCAUCAGAGGCUGCAAGAAUUAAAGGAAUACUCUUUGUUGGAGUCAGAGAUUAUUCAAGAUCAGCCUUUAGAUAUGAGCUCCUCGGUCACACUUUUAGAAGAGGCAAGUGAAAAAGAGAGAAGGGAUAUACUUGACCAACUAACUCAGCAACUGGAGCAGCACAAGGAAGAAUUUACUUGUUUGCGACUGCAAUUGGAGGAAAAACACAGACAUGAACUAGACUCCGUAAGAUCUUCCCUUGCACUCCAAUAUAAGGAGGACCUGAUGAAGAUGAAGAUGGAUCUCUCAGACAGAUAUAUUUCAGAAAUUGAGGAAUUAAAAAGGAAACAUUGUCUAGAUCUUGAACAACUCCGUGCCAAGCUUUCAGAAGAGCACAUCAAAGAAAUUACCAAACUGCGUCUACAGAGUGCUCAAGAUGCAGCACGCCAGGUUGAAGCAGAGGUUGCUGAACGAGUAUGUGUGCUGGAGAAUGAGCACAAAGCUAAACUCUCCCUCCUUCAGUCUGAGAAACAGUACAUUGCAGAACUGCAGGGAGAAAUACAACACUUAGAGAGAGAGAUUACUAAACUGAAAGAUAUUGGUGUCCAGCAUGAAAUCCAUCUGAAAGAGGAGAUGGAAAAGAUAAAAUGUAGACUUGUUGAUGAUCACAAGAAUGAAUUAAAAAGAUCUAGAGAAGAGGUCCAGCAAAUGGAAAAACUGCACAAAGAAAAGGAGGAGGAAUGGAAGUGUGAAAGAGAGGCCCUGAGCAUCAAAGUUGAAGAGAAAUUAUCACAGUUACAUACAGAACUUGAAGACAAGGCAGAGUAUGAGAAACGAACUUUGCAAAAGGAGUUUGAACUUCGUGAAGCUGAAAUGAAUCAGCUUCAGGAUCAGCAGGCUGCCAGAAUUGUAGAACUGGAGAAGUCCCUAAAGGAGCAGCAGAACAGUCUGCAGCAGCUAGAGGAUAGCUUAGCAAGUGUGCAGACUACACAGAAAGCUCAGGCACAGUAUGACAGCGAACUGCAAGCUGCCAAGGCACUCAUGGAAAAAAAGUUGGAAAAAGCCACAUUUGGGCUCCAAGAGGAAUGUGCAGCUAAACUUAUGGAAGCACAGAACAAAUUUAUGGAGGAACACAAAAUUAUGACUCAAAAAUUCACAACAGAGCAAGAGCUUCUCCUCCAAGAGUUGAAAGGGAAGCAUGCUGAUGAGCUAGAACUCCAAAGUCAACAGCUACAGGAGAAGCAUAAGCAACAGAUUUUAUCCCUCACAGCUGAGCUGCAGACAAAGCACCAAGCUGAAAUUGAGACACUUACAUCUACAUUACAAAGCAAACAGCAGGCUCAUCUUGAAGCUCAUAUAGCUGAGCUGCAGGCAAAGCAUCAAACACAAAUUGAUGAACUGGAAGCUAAACACUUGUCAAAUCUGGAUUCUUUGGAGUCUUCGUACCUGUCUGAAAUUCAGAUUAUACGAGAUGAGCACAAACAAGCUGUUGAGGAUCUACAGAUGCAUUUCAUAUCGCAGCUGCAUGAGAAGGAUAAGGCGCAUCAAGCAAUUUUGACUCAGGAAAUGGAAAGGCUGAAAUUAAAACAUUCCGAAGAGCUGCAACUUUCACAAGACAAUCUGAAAAUUGAGCUGGCUACUAUUCAUAUCGAAAAACUUAAAGCCAUGGCUGCUGAGCUGGAAGAAGCUCAUAAGGAAGAUUUGAAUACAGCUCUUCAAAAUCAAAGAUGUUUGCUGGAAGAAGAAAAUCAUAAGGCUCUGGAUGUAUUGCGUGAAGAAGUAUUGCAUAUGGAGGAACAUCAUAAAAAAGCACUAAAAGAGCUCCAAGAUCUCCAUGUGGCAGAAGUUCAGAAACAGAAAGAAGAAUACACCUGGCAGCUGCAGGAAGAGCUAGAGAAGCUAAAAGCACAGCAUGAACAUGAAGAGGAGAUGUAUGCCUCUGCUUCUGCCUCUGAAGUGGAAACUGUGCGAACAGCUCUCCUAGCUCAGUUUGAGGAGGCGAAAUUGAAGCAGCAGCUUCAGUUCCAGGAUGAGAUUGAACUGCUCAAAUGUCAGUCAGAGGUAUUAUUGGAACAGCAGAUUACACAGCUAAAGGAGGAAUUUGAAGCUGAAAGGAAGACUGCCUGGCGCAGCAAGGAGCAGGUGUUGAUACAAGAGACAGAAAAGGCACAAGCCUGUUACCAAAAGGAGAGAGAGGAGUUAUCAGUACAGAUCCAGGAAAAGACAAAUAUAAUCAUCCAGCUGGAAAAGAAAGUGGAGUCUUUAAAUCAUGAGUUGGAGGAGACUAAUUCUGAGCUAGAGACCCUCCUACAGCGACGAGACAGAGAAAACCAAGAAGGAGAGUACUUGGUAGCUAUGUUGAGAUCUGAUAUUGAACUGUCCCAGAAUGAAAGGAAAAAACUGCAGGAAUCUUAUCAGCAAGUUUUGAAAUUAUUUGUGGAAAUGGUAAAGGCCACUAUCGCCACAGAAGACCUUAUCUGUAAGAAAGUUGGUCUCUGUCUCGAUGACAGUCUGGCAUCUGGAGAUUCUAGAGAAAGCUGCAGUAUGAUGGAAGAAAUGGGAUUCAUACAGCAUUUCAAAACCAGAGAGAAGCAUGACCUAGAAAAAAGUGACCUGGAUGAAACUCUCACAGAACACAACCAGGUGUCUGCAGUGACAGAUGAAGGAUCUGAGUUGAGCCAACACUUAUGUGAGAGUGUUUUUGCAAGCCCAGACCUGGCAUUGGAGAAUGAAGAGAUGAUCCUGAAAAUUUGUCGCCGGUUGCGCACUGCUGUGGAGAAACUUCUAGAACUGGUUACAGAAUCAACUAAACAAUUGGAGAAAACACAUGAAAUUCAUGCUCACUUUGAGGAAGAAUUCAGCCGCAGAAAUCAGGAAACUGCCCAAGUGGUUAGUCAGCACCAUGAUCUAAUGGAGUGUCUAAAUGAGGAAAGUGAGGCAAAGAAUCAACUGGCACUGGAGCUUCAUAAAGCAGAAGGUAUCAUUGAAGGCUAUGUAGUAGAGAAAGCAGCCUUAGAAGAGGCAAUAAGCCUGAAAGAAGACUCUGAACGACGCCUUGUUUUGGAACUGGAGAGCUUGAAGGAACGGUUUCAGAAGCUAACCCAGGAACAGGCAAUACUCUCUGAGGAGCGGGAUAUGCUAAUAAGUCAAAAGAAAGCUCUGGCUGCCAACGUAGGAGAAAUAGAAGUUGGAGUUCCUUUUACUAAUGUAGCACAAAAGGAAGAUUCAGGUUUACUAAAGGAAGUAGAAUUUUUAGCAAAAGAGAAGUUAGAACUGCAGUGCCAGGCAGAGAAAGACCAUUCCAGCUUGCGCUCUCAGAUGAAGGUUUUGGAAGUGGAACUUGAAGAACAGAUGGAUCAAAAUCAGAAGUUGGCAAAGAAGUCAUUGGAGGUUACUGAUUUAAGGCAGCAAAUUCAAGUCCUUGAAAAACAGCUUAGAAGUCAACGACAGUUCAUGGAUGAACAAGCUAUAGAGCGAGAACAUGAACGUGAUGAGUUUCAGCAAGAAAUUCAGAAACUAGAAGAUCAAUUAAAACUGUCAGGAAAAUCCCAAACAUCUGGAGAGCCCAGACAAUAUGGGAUCUUUGAAUUGACUCUCCAGAUAGAGUCUUUGCAAGCAGAAAUAAAAGACAAAACAGAUGAUUUCAAUAAACUGUUGUUAGAAAAGGAGCAGAAAUACCGGGAAGUUACAGUUCGAGAUAAAGAAAUAGAGGAGCAAGCAGCGCAGAUUAGAGAGCUGGAGCACACCAAUACUGAGGCCUCAAAGACUGUGAGCCGUUUGGAACAAGAACUGCAAAAAAUGAAGAAAAGGGAAACAGAACUAACACAAGAUAAAGAGGCAUUGCAACAGCAGCAGUACAAUAAUUUGAUCCAGAUCUCUGCCCUGCAGUCUAAAUUGGAUGAAGCCAGGCACAGAGUACCUACUGAAGGCAGUUCUGAUCAUGGGCUAAAGGAACAGUUGCAGGCAGAGCGGGAGGCACUCCUAAUGAAAGAGAGAGAGAUCCUGAAUUUGUUAGAGCAACUAGAACAGUUUAAAGAGAACUUAAUCAAUAAAAAUGAGGAAAUCUUGCGGCUGAACUUGCAGUUAGAGAUGCAAAAAAACCUUACCCCUGGCAUUGGCCAGCUUCAAAUAGAGAAUGCUCAUCUGAAGGAGGACAUAGCAAAACUCCACAUGAUGCAAAGUCAGAACGUGGGUAAUAGUGAAUCAGCACUAUUGCAGUUCCCACAGGCUUUGCUUGAGGAAAAGAAUCAAGAAAUUGAUCAUUUGAAUGAGCAGAUUGAGACACUCCAGCGUGAACUGGACGGUGCCACGGAUAAUAAGUCUUGUUCUUUCUCUCAGGUCGUGGAAAAUAGAAAAUCUGAAAUUGAUGAACUCAGGUUACUCGUUGAGCAUCUUCGUGGUGACCAGGAAAGAUUGCAUAGAGAUAAAGCAGAAGAGGUAGAGCAGCUUCAUGGAGUGAUUGAGAAGCUUCAAAAGGAGCUGGUACAACUUGGACCCAUGUGUCAUGAAGUUAGUGACAGCCAAGAUAACCUUAACCUGCUUAGGUUGGAGGAGCAGGUAGAGAACCUUCAGAAUGAAUUGAAGAAAGGAUCACUAGAUUUGCAGGAGCAUUCAGAUAAGAAUAAGAAAACUGUAUUGCUACAUUCCAACCUGAAGGAGCUUCAGGAAGAAUUAGAACUUGUCUCAACUGCUCGAGAAGCCCUGCAGCAGCUGCUUGAAGAGAAGGAAUCUCAGUUUAAAAUGGAGGUGGAAAUUUUAGAACAAAAUCUUCAAAAUGUACAGGAGUCUUCAAGGCAGCACUUGGCAGAGUUAACGUCCCUAAGAAUACAGUAUGAUGCAUUUCAGGAGGAGUACAGCCUUCUAAGGACACACCUCUCUCAGAGAGAUGGUGAAAUGGGGAUCAUGUCCACUCGCAUUCAAGAGCUUGAAGAUACACUGAGAGCGAGAGAAGCAACUCUCUUAGAGAGCAGUUUGCAGCUUAAGACAGUAGCGGAGCAGAAAGUAGUGGAGGCAGCUGAAUUACAGCACCUAGCAGAAAAGAUUGCAAGGCUUGAAGAUGAACUGUUAAAGAAGGAUCUGCAUCAGAAAACUGAGGCUGAAGAAGUUCAAACCCUUCAGUCAGAAGUCUCCAGGCUUGAUUUCAAGGUUCAAACACUGAAUCAGAAAGAAGUAGUUUACCAGAGAGAAAUAGAUGAACUUCAAGCAAAUGCUACAAAAUUGAAAGAUCAGAUUCAGGAGGUUUUGAAAGAACUCCAAGCCCUGCGCUCUGAAAGAGAUGACCUUUAUUCACAGCUGGAAUCCUACAAGGAAAAGGAACAAAGUAAUGAUCAAGAAGCUAAACUUCAUAAACUGGUCUUAAAACAAGAAAGAGAGGUUCAAGUUCAUACAAAUGGAAUGGAUAAAUUGGGAGAAGAGAGAGGAGCAAAUGCUGAUCAGUCAUUUGCAGCUUCAGUUUCCCAAAGUGAUAAAUUGAUUCUAGUACAGUUAGAGGCAACAAACAUUUCAGAAAACCACAAAGAUCUAAUUACAAAGAUGACAUUGCAUCAGGAAGAACUUAAGUCUCAAUUAGCCUGUGUGAAAAAGAAAUUAGAAUUAAGUGAAGAACAAACUGGUAAAAUACUGGAGGACAUAAAGGAGAAAGAUGCAGCUAUAGCUGACUUGAAGAUUCACAGCAGAAAUCUAAAAACUCAGAUUAAGCAACUGCAAGAGACACUCCUGACUCAGGAAGCACAGAUGACAGACAAGGCCAGAGAGCUGCAAGAUCUGAAAAAGCACUGUCAGCAAAUCUUGGAAUUUCAUCAAACUCCAGACUCAAUAAAAUGCAAAUUGAACAACCUUUCACAAAACACAGAGCAUGCUGAAGAGACACCCAAGGACUUUAAAUGUUUAGUCAUGGAUAUGACUUCAUGGGACUCACCUGAAAUUGUGAGAAAGCAGGAGACAAGCAUAGAACUUCAACCAAGUCUUCACUUAACACCCUUCUCAGAAGUUGAUAGUGUACACAGCGCAGACUUUGAAAUGAAGCACAACAAAUCAUCUGUCGUACAAGGAGACACCCCUGGACUGCUGGGAUAUCAAAGUCUGUAUGCUAAUACCAAUGAGGAAGCAGUGGCCAGACUAGAUUUAAAGUCUCCAGCUUUUUCUGAAAGUACCUACUCUAUCGCUGAGUACCAAAAUACGGAAAAAAGGAUUCUGGUGAGAGAUGUUGACGACUUCACUUUAACUCCAUCUGAUUCACAAGAUGACCUACGAUCAACAAUGUCUGGUCUAGAGGGGGCAAGUGAUGGAUAUGUCAGCAAUACCAGUUCAGAUUUGGCAGCUAAACUUAAUCAGGAGCUAGAACCAACUGAACACCUGGAUGCUAGUUUCAUGGCUUAUUUGCAGUACUGUGGAAUAUUUCAAGAUGCAAUGGACCCAGUGAAAGAAAAAGAAACUAUUUCACCACAAUUGAAGUCUGUGCUGAAGAUGGUGUAUGAGGACAGCCACAGAAUACUGGCUUUGUCAGAACAUCCCUUUCCUCUUAGUGAUCAAAAAAGCAUUCAGCAGUCUGCAGCAGCUGAGGGAUGGCAAAAAGAAGGACUAACCUUGCUGGAUGCAAUACAAUCAUUGACGGAUUACCUUAGCAAAGUGGAAGAUAGAGGAGACAAGGAAUCUUCAGAUACUUGUUUGGACUGGAGAGGAGAACUUCUCCAGGCAGUUCAGGGUGUUCUAGAGAAGGAGCGGAAAAUGUUUCAAAUUGACUUGCAGUCACACUUUUGCAAUCCUGGUUCUGGGGAUGAAGGUUCAUUAGUGGAAAAACUGGAGCAUAUUGUGAAACGACAAGAAGAACAGCAGCGGAUAGUUUUAGAGCACCUUCUGUCUUCUGAUAGGAACAGCUUACUUUCGGAAAUACAGGACCUUCGAGCUCAGCUACGAAUGACACAUCUUCAAAACCAGGAGAAGCUGCAGCAUCUACAGGAAACUCUUACUAAUGCAGAGGAUCAUGGGAGUAAACAAGAACACCAACUUCGGAGGAAGGUUGAAUUAUUAGAAUAUAAUCUUCAGCAGGAAAAAACCAUAGCUAGUGACUUGCAGAACUCUCUAAGUGAGGAACAGGAGAGGGCCUCUGAGAUGCAUGAACUCCUGAAGCAGGAGCAAUCUGCAGUAUCGGACUUGAAAUCAGAGCUUUAUGAAAGCAAAGAAGAGAAUGAAAGUCUACAAAAAUCCCUGCAAAAGCUUCAGAGGGAAAUGAACCAGCUUCGUUCUGAACUUGAAAGUAAAGAAAAAGAUCUGACAGUUGCACUCCAAGACGUACAGAAUGAACAUUCGAAAGAAAAAGAGUUACGAAAUAUGUUUGAAGAACAACACCUUCAGCAUAAGAUAAGAGAGGAUGAAAAGACAAAAGCAUUAGAGGAAUUGCAGGCUGCCUUGGAAUUGCAAUGUAUUCAGAAUAAUCAAAUGUCAGUGGCCUUAGAGCAUGAAAAAUCAGCAAAUAAUAAUCUCCGUAAGGAACUUCAAAUUGAACACUCUCGAUGUGAGGCUUUACUGUCCCAAGAACGAAACAAACUGACAGAGCUACAGAGAAAUUUGGAGGUGGAGAAGAAUCACUCCUUGGAGCUUUUGAAUGCCUUGAACCAUGAACGUGUUUUGACAGAACAACUGAGUGUGAGAGUAAAUGAAGAUUCUUCUUGUAAGCAUAAAGAAUCAUUGCUAGAACAAACCUUUGUGCAAGAACUGCAGGCUCAGUUAGAUGAAGAGCGAUCCCGUGCUAUGGAGCUAGCUGCUAUAAUUGAGAAGACACACCAGCAAGCCAUUCAAUCUAAGAGGCAGCUAGAAGCUGAGGUACAAAUGUGUUGUGAAGAAACACAAAAGGAAAGAGAAGUCAGUACCAAGUUACGAGCUACAUUGGAGUCUCUUCAGAGUCAAAAACAGGAGGUAAUCCACUCCUUGGAGAUACAGAGGGAAAGAGAGGCAAAACUGAAAGUUGAUUGGGAACAAUUGCAGACACUUUUCAAGUCAACGAAAGAACAGGAGAAAAGCAAGAAAGAAGAAAGGGAAAAAGAGAGACGACAAGAACAAAAGGCAGAAUUUGAGAAACGGAAGGAAUGGCAGAAAGACAGAGAGAGACUGCAUGAAUUGGAGUUGCAACAUCAGAGGGAUGAACACAGAAUCAAGGAACUCCAGCAGACACUGGCAGAAUUAGAGGAACAAGAACGAAAUCUUGCAUCUCAUAAAAGUCAGCAAGAGCUUUCUUCAUGUCCUAUAAAAAAUGAUGAUAAUGCCAACUUGUCCUUAGCAACUGAGACUGAAGCAUUGCACCUGCAGCAGCAGCUACUAGAGAAGAUAAGGCAACAAUUGCUUUUUGCUGCUGUCCACCUAAAUGAGUUCAUGUAUAAAACAGUAGACAAAACAGUUAAUGAUUGGUCUGCGUCAAAUGAUGAAGCUAUAGCAUCUUUACUGCAUACUUUAAAGGAGUUGAAAUCGGAGUUAUUAACUUCUUCUACCCCUCUGAAACCACUGCAAGAUUCAGUUUCUCUGGUAGACUUGUUGCUGAAAGAAAAUGGAGAACUUACAAAGUCUGUAACAACACUGACAGAGGAGAAAUUAAAAUUAAGAGCAGCGAUUUGUCAACUUGAGAAGAAUCUUCAGCAGCAGCAUCAUAGGGGAAUUGGUAACAGACGGAUCCUCUCUACAGAUGAUGCUCACUCCGUCCAGGAAUCAGAAAGGGCUUCCUGGCAGCGAGAAAAAACUAUUUUGCAGAAUGCUUUGAAACAGGCAGAAUCUGAGCUGGCUAAAGCUACUGUUGAAAUUGAAAACAAGCCAAUUAUGGAAAUUUCCAGCCCAAAGUUGCAGAAAUUAUACAGGAAGUAUCUGCGAGCAGAGAGUUUUAGAAAGGCUCUCGUUUAUCAGAAGAAAUACCUUCUUCUGCUUCUGGGUGGAUUCCAGGAUUGUGAGCAGGCAACGCUGUCGCUGAUAGCUCGUAUGGGAGUCUAUCCUUCGCCUGCAGACCUGCAGGUCCCUGAAUCACGUUCCCGUCCUUUUACCAAGUUCAGAUCUGCAGUGAGAGUGGUCAUUGCAGUAUCAAGGUUAAAGUUUUUGGUGAAAAAAUGGCAUAAAGUAAACAGAAAAGGGGCACAGGGAGAAAACAUUUCUCACAGUAUCGGACAUAACCCAGUUUCUGGUGCUAGAACAGAAGUUUUAAGACAGCAGCAAUUCCCAAGUGUUAAUGUAAACUCCCCUCCUACCCGAGAUAUUGGAUUGUGCCACAGAACCAGUUCUGCUAGAUUUGUGAGCCACUCACCGAAAUCCUCUUACUGGUUACAUAACAGAUUACAUCCAUCCACAAGUUCAGCUUCGGAGAAGUCACUAGUGUCUACUCAAGACCCCGAACGGUCAUUAACUGAAUACAUCCAUCGCUUAGAGGUUAUCCAGCAGAGAUUAGGAGGUGCACAAACAGGAAACACUCCAGGACCACCACACCAGAGAAACAUAAAGUGAUCAGAGCAUUUCUCAGAUCUGUGACCGAAAACCCCAGGUUGCUACUUGCUUCUGAAGUCGAUGCUUUUGUAUUCUCGUGUUUCCGAGUACUAGGAAAUCCAACGCUUAUGUGCAGUUGAAUAAAGGGGUUUGAGUCUAUACAAUGUUUUUGCAUCAGAUUUUUAUGUAACCGUUUUAUUAAAUUGUAGUACAUUUACACUUUUAGAGGAAGUCUCUAUUCACUGACAACGUUUUACAUACUUAUGUGGAAUAACUGUUAACCUUAACUGCUUAAGUGUGCCUGCAGCAUUGUAUUGGAAGCCACAAAAAGUGUCUUUUUUAUGUUUAUUUUUCUAAAGUGUAUAGCCAGAUUCCUUGUAAAAAGUUAUUAAAAUGACAUUUUAUUAGCGAA
Messenger RNA from Dermochelys coriacea (leatherback sea turtle), 14385 nucleotides. It is a transcript of the gene PCNT, whose product is annotated as pericentrin. The record is from RefSeq and is a predicted model, not a curated record. The transcript has 56 exons. Gene Ontology annotation, biological process: signal transduction. NCBI's taxonomy places the organism in Eukaryota, Metazoa, Chordata, Testudines, Dermochelyidae. Bases 132 to 13994 code for a protein of 4620 amino acids. Gene Ontology annotation, molecular function: molecular adaptor activity; DNA binding.